Molecule: messenger RNA, 2447 nt
Organism: Gossypium arboreum
Lineage: Eukaryota; Viridiplantae; Streptophyta; Magnoliopsida; Malvales; Malvaceae
Product: pentatricopeptide repeat-containing protein At5g14080
Exons: 2
Coding region: 112-2043 (643 amino acids)
Molecular function (GO): protein binding
Source: RefSeq, a predicted model, not a curated record
AAACCACUAUUAGUCUAUUAUAAGGAUCGAUCGAUCGAUCAAUCAUCUUUCUCCCAUAUCGCAUUUGCCCCCAUGUCUUUAGCUGUCUCGUAACUCUUUUCUGAUCCAGUCAUGAGAACAGUCACUGACUUAGCAGCUAGAAUAGGCCGAGCAUUGAUCUCCGCAUCCAACCAUGCAAACCCAAAUCCGACUUGGACUCCGUCUCUCGAACAGACCCUUCUCCGACUUGGUUGUCGUGAGUCGCUGACUCCGUCACUUGUCGCUCGUGUCAUCGACUCCUUCCCCUCCACUCACUAUUCUCUUGCUCUCGGCUUCUUCAACUGGGCCUCUCGGAAACCUGGAUUUUCCCAUGAUUCAAUCUCUUAUCAGUCAAUUCUCAAAUCUCUCUCGUCUUCCCGCCAAUUUAAUGCCAUUGAAACCCUCUUAAAGCAAGUCAAAGCUCAGAAACUCUCUCUUGACCCCUCGGUUUAUCGCUUUAUAAUUAGUUCUUUGAUCAAAGGAAAGAAAACCCAGAACGCAAUCUGGGUUUUUAAUGAAGUGAACUCUUUGAGUGCAGAGCUGGGAUCUGAAUUAUGUAACUCACUUUUGGCUACUUCAGUUUCAGAUGGUUACUUUGUUGAGUCCCAGAAAGUGUUUGAUGAAAUGUUUCAUAAAGGUAUUGUUUUUAAUACAAUUGGGCUUGGUUUGUUUAUUUGGAGUUCCUGUAAAAAUGGUGAAUUGAGUAAAGUUUUAAGUUUGUUAGAUGAAGUGAAAAAAGGAAGUUCUUGGGAUGUUAAUGGAUCAAUCAUCGCAGUUUUGGUAGUUCAUGGACUUUGUUUCUCAUCAAGAGAAUCAGAGGCUUUUUGGGCAUUGGAUGAGUUGAGGAGCAGAGGUUGCAAGCCUGAUUUUAUAGCUUAUAGCAUUGUAGAAGAAGCGUUCAGAAUGACCAACAAUGUGGUUGAGAGGGAGUUGGUUUUGAAGAAGAAGAGAAAGCUGGGUGUGGCUCCAAGGAGUAAUGACUAUAGAGAGUUUAUCUUAGGGCUGAUCCUGGAGAGGCGGAUAAGUGAAGCAAGGGAUUUAGGUGAAGCCAUUGUGAGUGGGAAUUUUCCUAUUGAAGAUGAUGUUUUGAAUGCAUUGAUAGGAUCAGUUUCCAGGAUUGAUCCUGGUUCAGCAAUCAUGUUUUUGAAUUUCAUGGUUGGGAAAGGGAGAUUACCCACUUUGUCAACCUUGAGUAAUUUGAGCAAGAAUUUUGGCAAGCGUAGCAAGGGUGAUGAAUUGUGGGAAGUUUACCAGGUUUUGUCUUCACAUGGUUAUUUCUCGGAUUUGGAGAGUUACAGUGUGAUGGUUUCAUUCUUCUGCAGGGCUGGGAGAUUAAGGGAGGCUUAUAAGGUUCUUCAGGAGAUGAAGACAAAAGGGUUAAGCCCAAAUGUCUUGUUUUACAAUCAUCUUAUGGAAGCAUGUUGUAAAGAAGAUUUGGUGCGUCCUGCCAAAAGGCUGUGGGAUGAGAUGUUUGCAAGUGGGUGCCCAGGAAACUUGAGUACAUACAAUAUCCUCAUUGGAAAGCUCUCACAGAUAGGGGAAGUUGAAGAGGCUACGCGCCUUUUUUGUCAUAUGGCAGAGAAAGGGGUAACACCGGAUGCUACAACAUAUACAGCUCUUCUCGAAGGACUUUGUCAAGAAUCAGAUUUUAAAUCUGCUUUUGAAAUCUUCAAUAAAUCGGUUGAACAGGAUGUGAGACUUGCACAAACAAUAUUGGGCACUUUUGUCAUACAUCUCUGCAGAAAAGGUCAGUUUCCUGUUGCUUCUAAGUUGCUUUGUGUUCUAAAUUCUGAUAUAGCUCAAUCAGAUACCCAUGUUGUUAUGCUGAAAUGCUUAGCUAAUGCUAAAGAGAUUCAAUUAGCGAUUAAACACAUACAACGGGUUCGAGGUACCUCACCUUCAAUUUUGCAAGCUAUAUUCAGCAAGCUUGCUGCCUCUGUUUCUUCUACUUCGGGACCAAACUCUACCGAGCAGUUGCUUCAAGCAAUACAGGAGGAAGGUCCGGUUGAUUGCAAAAUCUACUAGCAAGAGCAAGUAUAUGCUAUGGAACCCCCCACUUAAUCCUAAAAUAGAACUCAAAAAGGGGUAGGGAGCAAAUCCAUAAGAGAGAUACUGCUUGAUAGCUUUUCACUCUUUAUUUAUUCUUAUUGUCAGCAGUUUUCUUAAGAAUUUUGCCUUCAGGUAUUACUCCCCAUCAUUUUCCUUUGUUAUUUUCCCUUCCUUUUUUCUAUUGUUGUAGAUAUCCAAAUGUUCAUUUGCAUUCAGGAAUUUAUUUUAGAGUAAAUUAUUAAAAUAGUUAAUUUUGUUUGACUUAGUUAUAUAUAUAUAUUUUUCUAUGUAACAGACAAAAAAAGACAUACUUUAUAUUUAUUUACUUGUAUAUUAUAGGCAACCAACAAUAACAAGCAGGUUAGAGGUUUGUGUGUUCA